AUGUCAGGCCAGGAUUAUAUGGCUGCUUUGCGCAGUAAAAUUCUAGCAGAAGUGACUGGAAAGAGUACGUCAAAAGCUUUGGAGAAUACUAGCGAUGGGCAGAAAAAUUCAGAACCGUUGCCACAUGAGCGUAAAGAAGACAAGGUAGCCAGAAAUACUGAUGUUAAUGUUACAGGUGGAAAAGGACAAAAUAAUGUGAAAUCAGUACAUCAAAAUCCCGGAGGACCUCAAAGGGCGUCACCAAGUCCGUCUCGUUCUAACCGCAACAACAAUCACUCAAUAACUGAUACAAGGCGUGGACCGUCGCAUGCGGACUAUGCGAAUCAGAGAAAGCAGGAUUCGAGAAGAGGUCCGGCUCCGCCAGUGAAUCAGCAUACCUCUAGAUAUGGAAAAAGUCCCAGACAGGAUAACAGGGAAAGGCAAAGUCGAUUCCAGAGAAAUGAUUCAUCAAUAUCUAAACCGGCAUUCAACAGUGACAACAGCUUCCAGCAGAACAGAGGGCAUGAAGUGCGCAACGGUAGGUUUGACAACAAAAAUAGAUGGUCUGAUGCAAGUAAUGCCUCUCAUUCGCGGAAUACCAACUUACAGGUCAAAAACAAUCAAGCAGAUGAUUCAGAAGGCCAUAACUUUCGUAAACCUACAGAGUGGAAGAAAGAUCUGUCUCAUAACACACGUGGACGUUUCGAACCUAACAAAAACAGGUUUGGGCAUGCUCAAGCGGAAAGGUAUAGGACAAAAACCCCCAACCCAUCAGCGAGCUGGUCAUCGGAGGAUGCAGUUAUAAAUGGAAAUGCUACUGGUAGAAGCGUUAUCCCGCCUUACGAGACUAUUUUAAAAAAUGUCACAAAUGUCAGACUGAAUAGGACCCUAAUUGUCACACCAAUGAUUCCCGGUUUUGAAGAGCAUGUAUCGGUCGUGGCUAUAAUCAAAGAAUUCAUAGGUGAUGUCGACUGCGAUCUGGACACAAAAAAUGAGGUUACAAGCAGCAUAAUAGAAAAGAACAGAAUAGUCAUGGAGUUUAAUAAAGAAAGCCUCGUGACCAUAGUACUAACGUGCCAGAAGUACUUAGAAUCAAAGAUCAGCAGUCAGUUUAUCUGGUCACGUCCCAAUGGAUGUGUCAACGACACGGGAAACGUGCAACCGAUAAAUCAUGGAUCAGUGCUUUCGUUGUUAAAACUUGGCCCCGAAUGUGAAGACGAAGAAAGUACUAAGCAAUGGUUAAUUGAUGAACAAGUCGAAUACAGUUGGUUACAGCUAAUGAAAUUAAAAGGGAGUGACGAGAGAACUUCAUGGAUUAAAGCGUUAUUAUAUGAACCCAAAGCAGAAGAUCAAAAGAAGCUUCCAAUGACCAUCAGACCAAACCAGAGCAGUAUGCAGCAGAAUUUCAAAUCAAUCACAUAUGAAAACUUCCCACACCUGGUUAAAAAGUACGAGAAAAAGCCUAGUAAGGUUGUAUGUGUAUUGAAUAGCGUUGAUCCAAUGGAUUUGAAGAAUGAAAAAUUUGUCACUGAGAUCAAGGAAGCUAUGAUGUAUGGCACGCCAAUUCAAAGUUGUGGUGAAGUGGAGUCAGUCCAAAUCCCCUUACCUAACCCAGACUACCGUAAUGAUAUGAGUCACAUUCAUUCUUCCAUUGGGAAGGUGUUUAUUAAGUUCAGGGAUUUAGUUGGUGCUGAAAAGGCAAUGCUGGUGUUACCUGGGUCACAGUUCUGCCAAAGAACCAUUCUAUGUAGUUACUAUAGCGAGACGGAUUAUGAUAUGGGUAUUUUAUAG
Messenger RNA from Kluyveromyces lactis, 1770 nucleotides. It is a transcript of the gene MUD2, whose product is annotated as Mud2p. The transcript has a single exon. Gene Ontology annotation, cellular component: commitment complex; U2-type prespliceosome; U2AF complex. Bases 1 to 1770 code for a protein of 589 amino acids. The record is from RefSeq and is a predicted model, not a curated record. NCBI's taxonomy places the organism in Eukaryota, Fungi, Ascomycota, Saccharomycetes, Saccharomycetales, Saccharomycetaceae. Gene Ontology annotation, molecular function: pre-mRNA 3'-splice site binding; poly-pyrimidine tract binding.